Messenger RNA from Saprolegnia parasitica CBS 223.65, 1001 nucleotides. RefSeq lists its product as hypothetical. Gene Ontology annotation, biological process: cell surface receptor signaling pathway; adenylate cyclase-activating G protein-coupled receptor signaling pathway. The coding region runs from base 48 to 989 and encodes 313 amino acids. The record is from RefSeq and is a predicted model, not a curated record. Gene Ontology annotation, molecular function: cAMP binding; G protein-coupled receptor activity. Lineage: Eukaryota; Oomycota; Saprolegniomycetes; Saprolegniales; Saprolegniaceae. Gene Ontology annotation, cellular component: plasma membrane. The transcript is spliced from 11 exons.
CGUUUCGAAAUUAGGGACUGGAGCUCGCGCGUGUACAGUAGUGCUGCAUGCUGCCGACUCCGCUCGUGCUGCUCGCGAUCUCGAGCUCCAUCUCGGUCGUCGCCUGCGUGAGCAUGAUGGUGUGCUUUGUACUCUUUGAAGAGUCGCGCCGGUGCGGCCGCCGCAUCCUCUUCUACCUCCACGCCACCGACUUCGUCGGCGCCGUGCUGUGGCUAUGGACGCUCCUGCCCGAAAUUGCGUCGCCGUCGACGCCCAUCACGUCGACGCCGUGGACGUGCUAUGUUCAGGGCUAUGGACUUCAGUUUUGCGUGCUUUCGUCGUACCUCUGGACCACCUGCUUUGCCUUUCACUUGUACCAGAUCCUCGUCAAGGCCAACAAGACGCCCGAGAUGUACGAGUGGCGCUACGUGCUGCUGGCGUGGGGGAUCCCGCUCCUCAUUGUCCUCAUGUUUGGAAUCCAGCAACUCUGUGGGUUUGAGCUCAUCGGGUUUGGCGGACUGCCGUGGUGCUGGGUUCGCUCGUGGAGCGACAACCAGUGGGUCCUCGACGGCUACGUGCUUCAAAUGCUCUUCUUCUACGGCCCGCUCACCGUCGCGUUGGCGGUCAACACGGCGCUCUUCGUCACGGUUGCUACGAAGCUGGGGCGGUCGACCGUCAUGUCAACGGGCAUGGAAGACAAGAUUCGCCGGCGCAUGAUGGCCUACAUCGGGAUUUAUGUCCUCACGUGUGCGUGGGGCGGCCUUGGACGGACGUUCCAAGUGAUUUCGCCCCGCCACGAAAUCAGCCCCGUCUUCUUGGCGCUGACUGCGUUCUUCGCACCACUGCAGGGUGCGCUCAACUGCGUCACGUACGGCCUCAACAAGCUGCUGCGCGAACGCUUCAUGGCGGCCAUUCGGCAGUGGCGACAACGCAGCGGGGCCAAAGGCGCUGCUGGUCUGCCCGAGAAGCGCACACUGGUUCACAGUCCCAAGCGCGUCCGAAGAACGUGAUCUGUCGUAGCU